AGACGAGGCACGCAAGUGUUACUUUGAUCGAAACGCUUUCAAGAGCAACACAUUUUGUAACCUUCUCAUCGCCAUGGCUACUCUACAAGCCUUCUCUGAGCCACCCUGGGUCAAUCAGCCCUCGCCCUUCUAUAAUGAAUCGCACCACCGCCUCCGCAAAUGGGCCAUAGCCUGGGCAGACAAGUACCUGGCCCCCGUAGCCGCCUCCUGGGAAGCUUCGGGCAAACGCGACGAAGCCGUCUUCGCCCAAGCAGGCAAGGAUGGCAUCCUCCUCGCCUUCGCCUUUGGCGCCAAGAUGGACGCAACUGCGGCUGCUGCAGCUGGAGUGAGCCCUCCGGCGGGCAUCAAGCCAGAGGAGUGGGACAACUUCCACGACUUUGUACUCAUCGACUCUCUGUGCACCGUAGGAAGUGGAUCGGCUUUCAUGUCUCUGCAUUCCGGGCUGGCAUACGGAGCCGGACCCAUCAUUCACUUUGGAUCGCCCGAGUUGAAGAAGAGACUUCUGCCUGACCUCUUGAAUGGCAAGCAGAGGAUCAGUCUGGCCAUCACUGAGCCAAACGCAGGGAGCGAUGUAGCCAAUGUGGGCGGGACGACAGCAGAGAAAAGCAAGGACGGUAAGCACUAUAUAGUGAGCGGGCUCAAGAAAUGGAUCACCAACGGCAUCUACUCCGACAGCUUCACUGUGCUAGCUCGCACAUCUGGCAAGGCGGGAGACCCCACUGGCCUUUCUUUCCUCGUCGUACCUCGAACAGAGGGAGUCUCGACGAAGCAGAUGGCCAUGGUGGGCGCUCAUGCUACCGGCACCACACUUGUAGAGAUGGACGAGGUGAAAGUACCAGUCGAGAAUUUGAUUGGCAAGGAGGGCGAUGGACUUAAGUACUGCUUCUACAAUUUCAACCACGAACGGCUGACGAUCGCCUUCAUUGCGCUGAGAUACUCUCGAGUGUGCCUAGAAGACGCCAUCGCGCACUGCCGCCGGCGUAUCGUCUUCGGCAAGCCCCUCCUCGAGCAGCCCGUCGUGCGCCACAAAUUUGCACACUGUGCCCGCGAAGUCGAGGCCCUCCAGUCCUGGUGUGAGACAUUGACUUACGAGCAGCAGCAACUCUCCACCCUCGAAGCCAAUGUUCGUACGGGUGGUCGGACAGCUCUCCUGAAGGCUCAUGCGGGAAUUGUACUAGAGAAGACGGUGAGGGAGUGCACGCAGCAGUUGGGUGGGAUGGGUAUCACCAAGGGCGGAGCGGGAGGAAGAAUUGAGAGGAUAUAUAGAGAAGUGCACAUGCUGACAAUCCCUGGAGGCGCUGAAAAUCUGCUGUUGGAUCUUGGUGUGAGAGAGGAGCUCAAGCUGGUGGCAAAGAGACAGGGCCAUAAGUUGUAGCUUGUAUUUGUCUACGCGUACCGAAGAAGUUCGGGCGUAUAUCUUAGUGGUAUCAAUUCCGCCUUUCUGAUGUACAGUAAAGAGUCCAUAUACGGUAUGUUCUUGUCGCAACGGUCCCUUCAAGUUUCCAUGGGGGAGCUUACAGACGUGGCUUUCGUCUGGCUUUGAUCCUUAUCAUCCUUGGCUUUGAAGUCCUUCUUUCCUAUCUCUUUCCCGAUCAUCGAAGUGUCUCCUCUUCUUCUCGCUUCCCUCCGCCGUCUCCUUUCCUCUAUCACUCUUUUCCGCCCC
Microstroma glucosiphilum is the source of this 1663-nucleotide messenger RNA. RefSeq names its product acyl-CoA dehydrogenase NM domain-like protein. NCBI's taxonomy places the organism in Eukaryota, Fungi, Basidiomycota, Exobasidiomycetes, Microstromatales, Microstromataceae. Gene Ontology annotation, molecular function: flavin adenine dinucleotide binding; oxidoreductase activity, acting on the CH-CH group of donors. The coding region runs from base 74 to 1375 and encodes 433 amino acids. The record is from RefSeq and is a predicted model, not a curated record. The transcript has 3 exons.